Molecule: messenger RNA, 4275 nt
Organism: Pocillopora damicornis (cauliflower coral)
Lineage: Eukaryota; Metazoa; Cnidaria; Anthozoa; Scleractinia; Pocilloporidae
Product: endothelin-converting enzyme homolog
Biological process (GO): protein processing
Cellular component (GO): plasma membrane
Molecular function (GO): metalloendopeptidase activity
Source: RefSeq, a predicted model, not a curated record
AACACGCGAAUAGCCGAGAACGCCGAUAGACAAAAACACUUCCCUUUUGAAGCAGAAUUGGAAAGUGCCCGUUUUCAAGAGCCUUUCUGAGUGCUAUUUUGUGGACGAUAAGUAAAAACGCACCAAACAGUUUGCGGUCUAGCGAGGAUAAAGCCUGCCUAAAAGAUAAAGACUUUAGAAGGAAAGUAUAUAAGACAUAUUAGUUGGAUGGAACCUUAGUCGAUCUUUAAAGUUCCCACUGAAGAAUGUCGUAUCAAUAAACAACUAACCCAAGCGCGCAAAUGAGCCUUCGUAAAUUACGCAAACAUGUUUAGGCUGCGCAAAGCAGCUGAAGUAAAGCCGAGCCUAAGAAUCUUACUCAAUGCAAUGAAACAACCAUUUAAGCGAGGUUAUUUUGUUUUUCAUUUGAACAAGUUCAUAUUUUCUUUUAGGUCGAGAGCGCAACCGAUUAUCCCCAUGGAAUCCUUAUAUUUCGCCCAUUGCAAAACGUAUAUUUGAAUACUUUACAGACUCGUUUUGCGAGCUCUGUCAAAAAGGAAUCGGCUCAUUCGACUUUUUUAUUUCUGUGGGAGUUUUGUUACGGUUUCUUUUUUUGCUUGUUUGUUUGUUUGUUUGUUUGUCCGUUUGUUACCUGGUUAAGCACAAUUUCUGGGAACCGGAGUCGAACCUACGUACUAAAUUUUUAGUAAGAAACAAAAGAGGCUUAUGGAUAGAUGUACCAUACAAUAGUUGGUACUGUGAAGGAGCUCUGAGGCAAUGCGUGCGCGAUUCAAUAAAAAACAAGUUAACGAUAGAUAGUUGUCACUUAGGUAAAUCUUCAUAGCUAUUUUCAGAUCAAAUAUUGUUCUUACACUAGACAAUAAAACCCAGGAAACAUAUCAUAAAUCUAUUGAUAAAAGCUUGAUUAACAUGUUAGAAUUAUCAGAGCUUUAGGAGAACAUCAAUCAAAGUUUUUUCACAGUAAAAUUGUCUAUUGUUCUUAAUCGCUUUCCCACGCUCAGACUAUUUGCAUUUCCAUUCUGUUUUAGGUUCUUUUGUUAUCUAGGCUUGGAGUAAAUAAAGUGAUUUGUUUUCUUUGAGUUUUUUGAACCGCGUCCACGGGGUCAAAUAAUUUACAUAUCUCUACGUGAGAUAUAAACGCUAUGAAUUACAUGUAAACGACGGCACAAAUUGUCUGUAUCUGGGACAAAUUUAUAUGGGAUUAACGGCUGCUAUACCUUCGAAACAUCUUUUAAGAGUCCAGCCUACUGCAUUUCCUUAGGGUUUUACAGACCUCGAUCGUGAACUCCGCUGCAAGCUACUCUGAAGUUUGUUGACAGUAAUCGGAGUGAUGAAUGAUCCGACCACGAAAGGCCUUUUAAACGGGAAUAACACUGAAAAACGGCGCGGUGAUGAAUCUCCUGGUUUUGUUGGAGCGGUACAUACCUCAGGUUACCUAACCGAUGUCGAGAUACAGCCCACAAGCGAGAAGCCUAUGUAUCGCCCGACUGGAUUGUCCAAACGCGAGAUGUUGAUGAUCGCUGGAUUAUUUCUUCUUUUGGUAUUGUGCAUUUUAUUUAUUGCACUGUAUGCAAAAGAGGCUUUAAAGAAGAGUGAUCGCAAAAGCGAAGAUGAGAAAAACGAAUCGAUUGGAUGGAUCCUUGCAGCCUCUGAUCUUCUAAGUGCAAUGAACGCUAGUGCAGACCCAUGCGACGAUUUUUACCAAUACGCUUGUGGAAAGUGGAUCAAAAGGAGUUCUAUUCCAGAUAGCAGGCCUUCCUGGAGUCAGUUCGGCGUCCUUGACCAAAAUAAUGAAAUCAUCAUGAAGAGACUUAUCUUCGAUGACGAAGAUAGUGCAAGAGCUCAAUAUAAAGAUAACGAAGCUGUUAUGAAAGGGUUCGACCUGUUUGAUUCUUGCAUGGAUGAAGACAAAAUCGAAGAACUGGGUGCGGAACCACUCUUUGAUUUAAUCAGGGAGUAUGGAUCAUGGAACGUCACAGAUGGAAACUGGACGGAGGAUUCUUGGAACUUCAUGGAUAAUUUUGUAAAGAUUCAAAAGUAUCUGUCGAUAGCGCCUUUGUUCUCCAUGUAUGUUGGUGCUGAUCUUAAGGACUCCGCGAAAAAUAUCAUUUAUUUUAACCAGGGUGGAAUUUCUAUUUCUCAAGAGUCUUACCUGAAGAAUUCUUCUCGGGAUAUAAAGGUCCGUGCAGCCUACAAAAAAUUCAUGAUUGAUCUUGUGAAACUUCUCACUGACAAUCCAAACGCAAAAGCUUUGAUGACAGAAAUCUACAAUUUCGAAGAAUCGUUAGCGAAGGCAUUUGUUGCUAGAGAGGAGAGGCAAGAUAUACACAAGUCUUAUAAGAAAAUGAAGCUGAGUGAUUUCAACAAAUCAGCUGGAACCGCGAUUGACAUGAUGGAUCUUGUCAGGAGAAUGUUCAAUGAGACGGGUUACACUAUCACGGGAGAUGAAAUGGUCGUGGGGUCCAAUCUUGAGUACUUUAAGAAUAUGUCAGACAUUGUUAAAGCAACUAGCAAAAGAGUGAUGGCAAACUACAUGAUAUGGCAAGUGGUGCGAUAUUUCUCAAGUGAUUUGGACUCAAGAUUCAGAGACGUUUUCCAAGAAUACAGGAAAAGUAUCAUGGGAACCACAGACGACGAUCCUCGAUGGCAGGAAUGUCUUAGUAUUUCAAACCUUUAUUUGGGCAUGCCAUUCAGUCUACUGUAUGUUGACGAGACAUUUGAGGGAGAGAGUAAAAAAUCGGCCGAGGAAAUGGUUCAUGGUAUAAGGGAGGUUUUUCUUACCGAUUUAGAAAAUCUUGACUGGAUGGAUGAAGAAACCAAACGCAAAGCAAAAAAAAAGGCUUUAGCAAUACGGGAAAAUAUUGGCUAUCCUGAAUACAUAAAGAACAAAACGGCGCUGGCCUUGAAGUUCAAAGGGUUUGAUGUGAAGAAGGACCAAUACUUCAAGAACAUUGUACAAGGGACUAAAUUUUAUAAUCUGAAAAACUACGCCAACCUGGGAAAGCCAGUUGAUAAAGAUAGCUGGGCCAUGCUUCCUUCUGUUGUCAACGCCUACUAUUCACCCACUCAUAAUAAAAUAGUUUUCCCUGCUGGAAUCCUGCAGAAACCAUUUUAUGAUCACAGAUUCCCCAAAGCUCUUAACUACGCAGGAAUCGGGGUGGUAGUUGGACACGAAAUAACUCACGGUUUUGACAACACUGGUCGGCUCUUUAACUUAGAUGGCAACUUGGCGAACUGGUGGACAAACAGAUCUAUAGCAGCUUUCAAAAACAAAACAAAGUGUCUUGAGGACCAAUAUUCCAAUUAUAAGUUUCAUUCAAUGAACCUAAAAGGCGACCAAACUCUCGGGGAAAAUAUCGCAGAUAACGCCGGGAUCAAACAAGCGUUUCAGGCCUAUCAGAACUGGAAGAAAAGGCGGGGUCGUCCAGAGCCUAACCUACCCGGGAUGAAAGACUUUACUAAUGAACAAAUAUUUUUCCUUGGAUUUGCUCAGAUUUGGUGCAGAAAAGACCGCCCAUCGGCAAUUGAACAAUCGGUGAAGUUCAGUCGUUAUAGUCCUGCAAAAUUCAGGGUGAUUGGUUCUCUAUCGAACUUUGACGAAUUCGCCAAGGCUUACAAGUGUCCUACAGGAUCUCAAAUGAAUCCUGAGAAGAAAUGCGCUGUGUGGUAAAUACUGUCUUUGGUGACGUAGACCUGACGAGCUCUUCCAAGGAAAGGAGCUCCUUCAUUUACCCGCAUUCAUUGGCGGAAACAUGGGAUUAUUUAAGUAAUAAACGGCAAAACCUUCAUAUUUAUCAUCUGAAUUUAGUAGCGUAACGAACCUUUUUUUAAUGGGACUUCAUAAUAAGCCCAUGAAGCACAUUUUAAGAAUUGCCAGUUUUAGCGGUUCAACACCAGGUGUUUGAAACCUUUCUCGGGUGAACGGCGUUUCAACGUGAAACCCAAAAGCAUAGGCGAGGAUGAACCUUCAUAUAGGGUUUGGCUCAGUAAUAAGUUCUUAAACUCAAUUCAGUAGUGCUCGUAAAGGUGUAACGUUUUCGAUAAGAAGUUCCUUAUGAACUUUGUUCCUUUUAUUGCUCAAACUAUUUUAUAAAACAGCCUCCGUUGCUUAACAGUGCGGGCAGAAUUUAGCUGACAUUGCUUCAAAAGUACCUCUCAUGGCAUUUAUUCCUAGUUUCCAGAUUAUGCCUUGUAUCGAUUUAUAAUUGUUUUUUCGAUUGUUUUUUGUUCCUUAAAACUCACAUAAAAAUGAUGAAAUAAAGCAGUAUGACUCUA